Molecule: messenger RNA, 972 nt
Organism: Lodderomyces margitis
Lineage: Eukaryota; Fungi; Ascomycota; Pichiomycetes; Serinales; Debaryomycetaceae
Product: TOR complex subunit
Exons: 1
Coding region: 1-972 (323 amino acids)
Biological process (GO): regulation of actin cytoskeleton organization; TOR signaling
Cellular component (GO): TORC1 complex; TORC2 complex
Molecular function (GO): protein binding
Source: RefSeq, a predicted model, not a curated record
AUGUCCGUGAUACUAGCGUCUGCUGGGUAUGAUCAUACUAUCAGAUUCUGGGAUGCCCUCACUGGUGUAUGCUCAAGAACUAUUCAACACACUGACUCCCAGGUCAAUCGAUUGGAGAUAACCUCCGAUAAGCGAUAUCUUGCAGCGGCAGGCAACUUGUACGUCAGGUUAUACGACAUACGGCAAGGUGGAGCUACGGGAAAUGCAUCGGUCCAGAACAAUAAUGCUGGCUCUUCCAACAACAACCCCAACAACAAUCCCGUAACGACGUUUGAAGGGCACAGUACUAAUGUCACCUCACUAGCAUUCCAAGCGGAUAACAAAUGGAUGGUGACUUCGAGUGAAGACGGCACUGUCAAAGUGUGGGAUGUGAGAUCACCAUCAGUUCAACGAAAUUAUAAACACAACUGCCCCGUGAAUGAAGUUGUCAUACACCCGAACCAAGGAGAACUAAUCAGUUGUGAUCAGGAUGGUAAUAUAAGAGUAUGGGACCUCGGCGAAAAUCAGUGCACGCAUCACUUGAUUCCUGAGGACGAUGUGCCGAUUAAUUCACUAAGUGUAGCCAGUGAUGGAUCUAUGCUUGUUGCGGGAAACAACAAGGGGAAUUGCUAUGUCUGGAAAAUGCUGAAUCAAACGGAUUUAACGUCGUUAACACCAGUGACUAAAUUUAGAUCACAUCUGAAGUAUAUAACUCGAGUGUUGUUAAGUACGGAUAUGAAACAUUUGGCCACUUGUUCUGCUGAUCAUACAGCGAGAAUAUGGUCUACAGAACAGAAUUUCGCUUUGGAGACGACAUUGCAGGGACAUCAGAGAUGGGUAUGGGAUUGUGCAUUUAGUGCUGAUAGUGCGUAUCUAGUUACUGCGUGCUCUGAUCAUUACGUGAGGUUGUGGGAUUUGUCCAACAGUGAGACUGUAAGACAGUACAAUGGACAUCACAAGGGAGCUGUAUGUGUAGCAUUAAAUGAUGUAUAG